AUGAACAGCCAAGAGACCAAAGACCGUCUUCGAAAACUGACGGCAGUCGACGGCAACACAUCUUGCGCGGAUUGUAAGACUCCAAGACCCACAUGGACAUCAUUAAUCGUCCUUCCAAAAGGAGAAGAACCUGUGGAAGAUGAAUCCAUACCAAACAUGCUUGGCAUAUUCAUCUGUUUUAAAUGUUGUGCUGUGCAAAAAGGAAUAGGGUCCCAAUUCUGUAAAGCAAAAUCGAUGGCGUUGGACAAGUGUAAGAUCCUGAAAAACUUGAACCCUGGACUGCGCAAUCCGUAUGUUGUGUCUAACUCUUUUUUUUUAAAAACUCACCAACUACGUAUCAACAUAUUCUGUCUUCCCGAUGAACGAACAGGGACAGAAAAAGAGUUGAAAGCGCUCGAAUUGGGAGGAAACAAUACUGUAAACUCAGUUUUUGAAGCGAAGGAAGUGACGGGAAGACCGGAACCAAAGGCAAUGAUGAACCCCAGGAAAGAGUUUCUGAAAGAAAAAUAUGUGGAAAGGAAGUUUCUGGAUAUGGAUAAGCUUGAGCAGCUUUUGGAAUGGAUCUCACUCGCUCAAGCACAAGAAGAAGAGAGUAGAUUGGAGGCAAUGAGGCAACAAGAGGAGAAACAAUCUGAUGAACUAAAAAACGGUGGUAUCGACAGUUCGCUGCAUUUUGACGACGGCAAAUUUUUCCCGUCGCCACAAAUUACCCAAACAAAGACUGCGUCAACACCAGCUGACAACAAUCAGGAUAGUAGUGAGUUUCCUGAGGAUUUCCCCAACUUUCCAGACUUUGACAGUUCCCGACCAGAUUUGACCAGGGAAGUAUCGCAGAUGGGAGGAAUGGCUGAUGUCCGCCAAUCUUUCCUGGCUACCGUGCCGGAGACAAGGUUAACAGGCACAAAGGAGACCAUGUCCCUUGAUGAAUUCAGCGCUGACUCAUUUGGUGACGAGAACGGUUCUUCACAUGACGCUGGGGAGUCCCAGUCGUCCAAACCACAUGCCCCAAUUGACGAUGAUGAUGAGUUCAGCGAGGACGAUUUCGAUGACGACGGAGUGGACUCUUCAUUUGCGGCCGCCAAAACCUCUGCAAAACCAAAGGAUAUUGAAGAACCCAGUGAAUCUGAAGUUGGAGGCGCACCAGAUUCAUCAUUCGUGGCAUUUACAUCACCCCCACAAAUUUUAAUGGAAAGUGAAGAACCGAAACCGGCCGAGGAUGACGAGUCAUCAUCGCACUCUUCACAUUCCUCUCACACCUCCCCAGGACCAAAGGCCGUAGAAGAAUCCAAUGAAUCUGAUGUUGAUGACGCACCGAAUUCAUCAUUUGUGGCCGCUCCAUUGCCCCCACAAGUUUCAGUUGAAAGGGAAGAACCGAAACCGGCGGAGGACGACGAGGCGUCAUCGCACUCUUCACACAUGUCGCAUUCAUCCCAUUCGUCUCAAACCUCUCCAAACCCAAAGGCUUUUGAAGAAUCCAACGAUUCUGCAGUUGGAGACGAACCGGAUUCAUCAUUCGUGGCUGCUCCAUCACCCCCACAAGCUUUCAUUGAAAGCGAAGAGCCGAAACCCGCUGAGGAUGACGAGUCAUCAUCGCAAUCUUCACACAAGUCGGAUUCAACCCACUCCUCUCACUCAUCGGCAGAAGAGGGAUUUAGAUCAAUCUACGACGCAGGUGAGCCUGAUUCACAAGACCCUUUUGGCGAAGAGCUAGCAUUUCCAGAGGAGCCAUUGCCCCGAGCAAACGAUGUUCUCGAAUCUUUGGAUGAUCCUUUCAACGCAGAUGCCCCCUUGGAUACGCAGAAAGCGACAAAUACGGAUCCAUUUUCGAAUGACGAAGGUGAGACCGAUCGGAACGUUCCAUCGACGGAUUCAGGAUUCGAGGCCUUCAAAUCGAAUGCUUUCAGUGAACAAGACAACGCAUUUGGAGAUCCUUUUUCUUUCAAUGGAGGAGACAAUGCUUUUCCCCAUGGCUCGAGUAAUGACGAAGAUUUUCAAUCCAUGCCAUCAGCCUUCAACACGAGUUCUUCCGAUCAGCAACUCCCUUUUGACACCGACGCUGCAUUUCCUGACGAUUCAGUACCAUCAUCGCAAAAUCCUGGUCAAUCGCCAGAGAAUGCAUUCCAAACUGACGCUUUUGGCGAACAAGCUACGGCAGAAUCAUUUGCCUUUGACAAACCUAGCAACAGCAAAUCGUUCGACGAAUCGUUUGGGGAAGAUGCGUUUGGCGCACAGAAUGGGGACCCAUUUGCCGCUGAUGGAGAUGGCGAUGAUUUCUUGGGCAGUUCAAACAGCGAUGGAGGAUUUGGAGAGCCCUUCUCAUCGACUUCAUGA
Cylindrotheca closterium is the source of this 2331-nucleotide messenger RNA. The record is from the annotation of a GenBank genome assembly. Lineage: Eukaryota; Bacillariophyta; Bacillariophyceae; Bacillariales; Bacillariaceae.